Molecule: messenger RNA, 802 nt
Organism: Suillus plorans
Lineage: Eukaryota; Fungi; Basidiomycota; Agaricomycetes; Boletales; Suillaceae
Exons: 4
Coding region: 1-669 (222 amino acids)
Source: RefSeq, a predicted model, not a curated record
AUGGCCAAGUUCUACGAUGAGAUACCUGAAUCUCUCAUCGAAUGGAUCAAGAAACAACACAUGUUUUGGGUGGCUUCGGCUCCCCUGAGUCCUGAUGGCCAUAUAAAUCUCUCCGCCAAGGGCACAGCAGAUAGUUUCCAUGUCGUGAACUCUCACCGAGUUUGGUAUCAAGAUUUGACCAAGAGCGGUGAGGAGAAUGGUCGCAUAACGAUCCUGUUCAAUGCCUUUGAGGGACCUCCCAGGAUUUUGAGAUUGUUUGGGAUAGGAACUGUAUACGAAUGUGGCACAGAAGAAUACGAAUAUUUUAUUUCUCCUGAGAUUAGGAAGCCGGGCUCUCGUGCAGUUAUCGUUAUCGAUGCGUAUCGGUGUCAAACGUCAUGCGGAUAUGCUGUUCCACUCUAUGACUUCGUUGCCCGUCGCACCGAACUCCUCCGAGUGGCUGAUACGGAAGAGUCAACUGACCGCGCUUCAGAUCCAGAGACCCGUCAGAAAGGUCUCAAAGCAUAUUCGGCACGACAGAACUUGAGAAGCGUGAAUGACCUGCCUGGUCUACUCACAACGCCUGAUUCCAAAGUAACAUUUUACGGAGAUGCGACAUUCAUCUUUGAGAGUGGCAAGCUCCCAGAAGCUAAGCAGCGGUGCAAAUUUAGCCGCCGGUUUUACCCUUGAUGCCUUGGUCGCUACUGCCGUUCCUUACAUCCUAUUUGCUACCGGAAAGUUUGAUAUGUUCACCACCCGAGCUUAAUGCGUGCCCAUAUACAUAGUACUUGCUCCUUUAAAGCUUUAGUAACCUUCCGUGUAU